AUCGGUCGGUCGUUGGUUUUCUUGUCGCGAACAAUUUCGAUAAAUUGUUGAAAGAAAAAAGACAACUAAGAGAAACGAAAGUGUGUGGGUGUGAGUGCAAGAGAAAUAUUUGAAAGACAUCCAGAAAAAUGAAAGCGUUUAUUGUCGCCGGUGUUUGUUUGUUCGGUCUGCUCAGCCUGGGCACGGCGCAAUUCCAAAAUGGACGUCUGGAGCCACCAAAUCCGCAGCUGUGUGCCCAGCGCAUAAUUCACGAGAAGACACCCGAUGGCAAAGGCUACUUCUUCUCGUGGCGUGACCCACAAUUGAAGGGCGUGGAGGAGGAUUGGCUGAGUGCCAGAAAUUAUUGCCGCAGACGUUGCAUGGACUCCGUUUCGCUGGAGACCAGUCUGGAGAAUGAAUGGAUCAAACAACGCGUCGUGGGCGAAAAUGUGAAAUACAUCUGGACCAGUGGUCGUCUGUGCGACUUUAAGGGCUGUGAACGUCCCGAUCUGCAGCCGACGAACAUCAACGGCUGGUUCUGGACCGCCACACUGCAGAAGUUGGCACCCACCACAGAGCGCGGCCAGGGCGAUUGGUCGCCCACCGGCGGCAUUGGACUGCCCCAGCCCGAUAACCGUGAAUUCAAGCAGAAUGGCGCACCCGAAAACUGUUUGGCUCUGUUAAACCAGUUCUACAACGAUGGCGUCAACUGGCACGAUGUUGCCUGCCACCACAAGAAGUCCUUCGUCUGUGAGGAGAACGAUGCCCUGCUGAAAUAUGUGCGCUACACAAAUCCCAAUCUGCGCAUCUAAAUUGCUCAAUUGGUAGCAGCUGGAAUUAGGUGUGGAGUUGGAGUUGGAGCCCAGAGCAGCUACUCCAAAUAAACCAAAAAUGAUAUUUUAUGUAGCUACCACAUACAUUAGUAUAUAUGCAUGUGUGUAGAUGUGUGUGCUUCUGUGCGAACAUGCUCAUGUACUUUUUGCUAGUUACUCUAUGAUUAUCUUUUCAACUUCUGGCUAUCCUAUUUGUCUUACGUAUGUAUUUUUGUAACCCUUUCCCAGUCUCUGUGCUCUUCCCCAUCAAU
Drosophila grimshawi is the source of this 1063-nucleotide messenger RNA. RefSeq lists its product as uncharacterized. Bases 129 to 791 code for a protein of 220 amino acids. Lineage: Eukaryota; Metazoa; Arthropoda; Insecta; Diptera; Drosophilidae. The record is from RefSeq and is a predicted model, not a curated record. The transcript is spliced from 3 exons.